Corythoichthys intestinalis (scribbled pipefish) is the source of this 11173-nucleotide messenger RNA. RefSeq names its product Rap guanine nucleotide exchange factor (GEF) 1b (gene rapgef1b). The record is from RefSeq and is a predicted model, not a curated record. NCBI's taxonomy places the organism in Eukaryota, Metazoa, Chordata, Actinopteri, Syngnathiformes, Syngnathidae. Gene Ontology annotation, molecular function: guanyl-nucleotide exchange factor activity. Gene Ontology annotation, cellular component: plasma membrane. The transcript has 27 exons. Bases 1044 to 4643 code for a protein of 1199 amino acids. Gene Ontology annotation, biological process: Ras protein signal transduction; positive regulation of GTPase activity.
AAGAAUAUCCUGUAAAAAUAUUGAAGUAAAGAGACAGAAACAAUGGCAUUUUGGAGCUCUCUUCGUCGCGUUUUCCUCGUUCUGAAUAAUUCCCCGUCAAUGGGCUGAAUAGUAAAACCGAUGAGCCCAGUCUCCCGCUGACGUCAUCCACCUGUUGGGGACGCUAGAGCCCUAUAAUGGUAGGUGUGGCUAACCGCCAGAUUAAAAGACUAAUUUUUCGUCACCUGCGCUUUGCUAAAUUGUUGUAUAUAGUCGAAUUGUCUCAAAAUAUGAUUCUAAUUCACAUCAUAAUGCUAUUUAAGACUUUUUUUCUCAUGGCGUAUGUUCUUUAAAUCAGGAGAUAUGAAGGAAAGACCGCGAUAAAACAGGGAAACACCGUAUGCUGCGAUUUUGAGGUUUGACGACCGCUCGCUCAAUGAGAGACUUGUUUUUUUCCCUUCGUAGUUUUAGCUGCGCUAUAAUUAUUGUGAUUUGUAUGGGAAAGCGAGGAGGGCGAGGCAGGGAGGUUGGUGGCGAAUCCCAUCGGGAAGCGGUGGGAAUCGCUCUCCUCUUCAGAAGGAGAAUUAGUCAGAGCGACCAAUGGAUGGCAUGUCAAUUCUGUUCGGAUGUCGAUUAACGACAGAGCAAAGAGACUUUACUAUUUUGCCGAGGAACCGUGAAGAUUGUGAUGGUUUUGGAAGACGCCGGAUGUAAUGCAAAACCGUUUUUUCCGUUAAGAUGAGUCAUUUGUCGUACUCGCUGUGCGCCGGUUUUCUGACCCCUGUUGCACAUCGAUGCGCCCUUACACCAGCUAUCCGGGUGGCACCUGUGGCAGCAUUGACGGCUUCUUGCCCUAUUCAACAAGUACUUUUAAGAGCUUUUUGACUUCUGUUUGUGGAUAUCCCUGGAAGUGUUGGUCAAGCGAGCGUGAUAGCGAUGAGCUAGUCUGUGACUAAUUCUCAGCAGGGCUGUGAAAAAAUGCCAGUCCCAACAGCAGGCAGCCAUUAGGCAGGAGACAAAAAGUGUCAGUCCGGCGCUCGGUUGGGUUCCCAAGGGCCUCUUGGAUGGGCAACGCCAGCUGGAGGAGCCAAGCCUCCUCCGAGGAUACGGACUCCUCACUACAAGGGGACCUUGAGGAUGAUUACUCAGACUCGCAGCGGUCCCAUCUGUCCUCAUUUACCAUGAAGCUGAUGGACAAGUUCCAUUCUCCCAAGAUCAAGAGGACUCCAUCCAAGAAAGGCAAGCAACUGCAACCCGAGCCCGCCGCCAAGAGCGCUGAAAAGCCUGCCAACAAGAAGGUGAGUCGACUGGAGGAGCACGAGAAAGAGGUGGUGAGCGCCCUUCGCUACUUCAAGACAAUCGUGGACAAGAUGGUGGUGGAGAAGAAGGUUCUGGAGAUGCUCCCCGGUUCGGCCAGCAAAGUGCUGGAAGCCAUUCUGCCUCUAGUUCAGGGGGAGGCCCGCAUACAGCAUAGUUCAGCAUUGUCUUCCUGCCACAACCGGGUGUACCAGAGUCUGGCUAACUUGAUCCGCUGGGCCGACCAGGUAAUGCUGGAUGGCAUCGACCUGGACGACAAGGAGAACGUGACGUCGGUCACCAACGUCAUCAAAGCGGUACUGGACGGCGUCAAGGAGCUGGUGAAGCUGACCAUUGAGAAACAAGAGCAGCCGUCGCCCACUGGAUCCAACAAGCCGGCACCACCCAUCAUUACAGCAGAGAGCAGCGCACCUUCAGAGGUGCCCUCAAUAGAGCGGGAGUCGGAGGUGACGAAGAAAGCUCCAGUGGCAGCUCCUGCCGAGGCACCCUCGGACGCACCCGACGAGGAAAUAGCCCCUCCGAAACCUCCCCUCCCUGAAGCCAAGAUGGCAGAACUCAGAGCACAGUUGAGUUGUGACGGUGGCCAAAGGAAGCCCACUCUCAAGGAGAACCCUCCGCCGGCCCUCCCGCCCAAGAAGCGUCAGUCGGCCCCUUCACCAACGCGGGUGGCAGUGGUCGCCCCCAUGAGCCGGGGAUCCAGUUUGCCAUGCAGCGUCCACAGACAGCAGCACGAUUACGAGCAGGAGUUUGUCCAGCGGCGCUUCUCGGGAGGCAGCCAGUCUUACGGCGGGGACUCCCCGCGCCUGUCCCCUUGCAGUAGCAUGGGCAAGCUCAGCAAAUCGGAUGAACAGCUUUCCUCCAUGGAGCAGGACAGCGGCCAGUGUUCUAGGAACACCAGCUGCGAGACGCUAGACAACACAGAAAACUACGACCCCGACUACGACUUCCUCCACCAGGACCUCUCAGUCGGGGAAAACCUGCCCGCAAUCCCAACGGGCGGUUGCCUCAGCCCGCUGCCGGAGUCGCAAAGCGAGUCGUCUUCGCCGGUCCCCGGGCAGCAGCCAUCACAACCUCGCUUCAGCGCGCCACCGCCAGAGUACUGGACGCCACAACCCGGCCACCUCAACCCACUCUCGCGCAUUAGUGCGCCGCCCGCUUUGCCCCAGAAAAAGCGGCGCAGCACGCAGACGCCGCCCUUCCCCGACGGGGGCUCCAAGGUGUACGAGCGCUACCCUUCCCAGUACGACAACCUGUCCGAAGAGGAACCGCCACCCUUUCCGCUUUUCACGCCCAUCUCGCCCAUGCCGCAGACCAACGGCGGUGUUUUUGUCGCGCACUAUAUUUGCGCUGACAACGCCGACGUGUCCGCUAGCCCACCUCCACUCCCGGAAAAGAAAAGUAAACACAUCUUGCAGUACAUGCAGUUUGUGGAGGAUUACUCGGAGCCGCAGCCGUCUGUCUUCUACCAGAUGCCGCAGAGCGAGAGCAUCUACGAGCAGCGUAACAAGCGCUUCCAGGAGGUCUAUGGUUUCAAUGACUCCUUCAGCAGCACCGACUCGGUCCACGAGCCGCUCCUGCCACCUGCGCUGCCGCCCAAGCAACGACAACUGGCCUCCCACUCCUCUUCCCCUUCUUCUUCUUCCUCUUCUUCGCUCUCCUGCCACCUCCAGCCGUCAGUAGCGGCCAUGGAGGAGGCGGGCUCUGGGCUCGGGCUCAGCAUGUCCAUCUCUAACUCCUACCUGAUUGGCCAAGCCGCCUUGACCACGCCCAUGAGUGUGGACCGGGCCGGUUUGACCGACGCCACCAUUCCAGACGACGAGCGGGGAGGCCCCCCAUCGGGCUCGGCCCCGUCCGAGUCGCCACUCGGUGAAUCGCUUCACGUGAGCGAGAGUGCAAAUGACGAGGGUGGGGAGGGCGAGUAUGUCAACUUGUACUCGUCCAGCCAGGCCAAUGGCGAGCUGCCUCUCUCCCUCAGAGAAACCGUCACGGCUGACGAUGUGCUCCGAGACCCCGCCCCUCUUUCGCCAUCAGCAAAUAGCAAAGAAGCCAAGGAAGUGGAGAGGAGGCAAAAGUCCGCCGAGUCGACAGAGGACAGCGAGGAAAAUGUGGACGAGCUCUCUCUCAUCGACCACAAGGAAAUCAUGAGCAGGCUAACGCUAAAACAGGAAAAUGACGACGGACCGGAUGUGCGCGCUGGCUCGGGAGACAUUUUAUUAGUCCAUGCCACAGAGACGGACCGCAAAGACCUGGUUUUAUACUGCGAAGCUUUUUUGACCACGUAUCGGACCUUUAUAAGCCCUGAGGACCUCAUCAAGAAACUACACUACAGAUACACAAGCUUUUGUCACAGUCCAGACACGUUCAAGAAGCGCGUCAGCAAGAACACCUUUUUCGUUUUGGUGCGUGUGGUGGAUGAACUCUGCCUGGUGGAACUGACAGAGGACAUCCUGAAGCAGCUGAUGGACCUGGUGUUCACACUGGUGUGCAACGGGGAACUAAGCCUGGCUCGGGUCCUGCGCAAGAAUAUCCUGGACAAGGCGGAGCAGAAGAAGCUGCUGCGCUACACCAACUCACUCAAACCGCUGGCCGCCCGCGGCGUCUCGGCCAGGCCCGGAACGCUGCACGAUUUCCGCAGUCACGAGAUCGCCGACCAACUCACGCUUCUUGACGCCGAGCUAUUCUACAAGAUUGAGAUUCCCGAGGUGUUGCUUUGGGCCAAAGAGCAAAACGAGGAGAAGAGUCCCAACCUGACGCAGUUCACAGAGCACUUUAACAACAUGAGCUACUGGGUGCGCUCAUUAAUCAUUCAGCAAGAAAAAGCCCAGGACCGAGAGAAGCUACUGCUCAAGUUCAUCAAGAUCAUGAAGCACUUGAGAAAGUUAAACAACUUCAACUCCUACCUGGCCAUCCUGUCCGCGCUGGACUCUGCACCCAUUCGUAGAUUGGAGUGGCAGAAACAGACGUCAGAGGGAUUGGAAGAGUACUGCACGUUGAUCGACAGCUCGUCGUCCUUCCGAGCGUACCGGGCCGCUCUAGCCGAAGUGGAGCCUCCCUGCAUCCCGUAUCUGGGUCUUAUCCUGCAAGACCUGACCUUCGUCCACUUGGGCAACCCCGACCUCAUCGAUGGCAAAGUCAACUUUUCCAAGCGGUGGCAACAGUUCAACAUCUUGGACAGCAUGCGUCGCUUCCAGCAAGUGCACUACGAGCUGAAACGCAACGACGACAUUGUCUCCUUCUUCAACGACUUCAGCGACCACCUAGCCGAGGAGGCGCUUUGGGAGCUGUCGCUAAAAAUCAAGCCGCGAAACAUCGGUCGACGCAAGACCGAGCGGGAUGAGAAGACUUAAGUGGUGCUGCCCCCUCUCUCCUAAAGACCUGACCUUACAACUGUGCUUCGGUCACACUGAUUCCACUUUAACAGACCCGGACGGACGUUUUUUUAUUUGGCCGGGAGAUCGGUCGCUUGUGAACAAUUGAUACAAGCGCCGGCGAGGUUUACGAAAAGCCGUGCCGAGCUGGGAGCGGCGGCGGAAAUAAACGCAAGUCUGGUCUUUUUUUUAAACGCCGAGUGUGGGACGCUAAGGUGCGAAGGCCCAUUACUCUUUCAAGAAAGCCACAUACAGGGUUUUUUUGUCAUACACUAAUCGCAGAAGGUGAACUCAUUGGCUGCUCUAUCUGCUCUGUAGUUCUUUCACCGUCUAUGGAACUGAAGCAGUUCAGAUUAGUGCCAAAUUUCAGGAUGAACCUAAAAUGCACUACAUACUUUAUAUACCUUCCAGUAUUAUUUUGGGGUCGUGUUCUACUGUAGUACCUGUGACUGAGUGUGUAUGGCUUUAAACAGCCUCAGCCGCCGGCUUUACCAACUCGUGUUUAAGGGAAACAUUCACCGGUUGGAUUUUCAAAACUUGAGAAAUGAACUCAUUCACCACCAACCCCUUCCACUCCUGAUGGAUCUGACGUCUACGUUUGUCCGAGGAGGAAAAAGAAAUGGAGGCUACCAGGGUAUUAGGGCUGGGCGAUAUGGCCUUAAGUACGUAUCACGGUAAAUUGAGCAGAUUUACCUCAAUAACGAUAAAUGACGAUAAACUCGCCCAAGCGGACUUUUAUUUAAUUUGAGUCUAAAUAGUCUAAAAAUUUAAGUAUACUAGAAACUGCAAUUUCUGGAGAAGUUACUCUGGGUCUUUGCUGUGUGGCUAUACAGAUCUUAGCCCCGUCCAGGGCUGUCAAUAGAAUGGACAAACAUGCCCGUGAAUGGUAUUAAACAAAGUAAAUGCCAUUGGAAAUGAAUGGGAAAUUUGGACGUCCAUGGCCGUCAAUGGCAGUACCCUUCAUAAGCAUCAAUGGAAUGGGGGACGUUUGGGAGACACGUCCUAUUGAUAACUGGUCAUUUCCUGUUGAUUUGGGGACAUUGCUUUUUUUUCCCCCCAUUGAAAAUGAAUAGGAAAUAUUUUGGACGUCCAUAGCCGUCAAUGGCAUCGAGUUACAUAGGCGUCAAUGGAAUCCAAGUGCAUUCGCAUCAAUAGAUUCGACAUACAUGGCAGUCAGUGGCAUCAAUGCAAUGUAAAUUCCAUUGGAAGUGAAUGGAAAUUUUUCCCAUUAGAAAUGAAUGGGGAAAUUUCCCGUUAAAAAUAAAUGGGAAAGUUUUUGGCAAAUUUCCAGGGAAACGUAAAUUUUUUCCAAAUUCUGUGUACAACUUUUAUGCCCCUCAUUGUCGCGGAAUUUUUUCUGUCCAAAUUAUGUGAUUUGGUCAAAAAUUGUAAGACUAGAUACAUUUUGAAUUUUUUUUUUCCCCAAAAAAAUUUGUGAAAAAUCGGCGUUUACGGGCGAACGUAAAAUUUCUUGGGGUAGUUCGAAAAAUUCCCUGCGUCGUGGGAAAAUUUCGGUCAUAUCCAUAUUUGAACGGUGUCAAACGGUUCGGGCUGUGCGGCGCGCAGAAGAAAUCCCUUUUUUAAGAAACAGAAUAACACUAUCUGGGUCUUUUUUCAAAGACCCAGAUAAUAAACGUUUCUUGUACACAAUAAGAAUUCAAGUAUGAACAUUUAUAACAGCUUGUAUGACUUGAACAAUGUACAACGUUAUAAAAAUCAAUACGAAGACUGUAAAAACAUGUCAUUGUAACUCAAAUGACUUACAGCUUGAAUUACUCAACACAAGUGUUUACUUCAAAGUUUCAGGGUUUUUUUUUUUCCAGAGCAUUUUUUAAAUACAUUCACGCGCACAUGCACCCCCCACACAGACACACAUUAAAGCUAUAUUGCUCUAAAGUCAAUGAAACAUUUAAGAUUUUAUGAUGGCAGUAAUGACACGGAAUAAAGCAAGCACAUACAGAUAAAAAGCUGUGGCCAUUAAACAGUCAUAUUGUAGGCUUCACUGUUGGAUUAUACUUUAUGCUGAAUGCUUUACCAUCAUAAAAGCUAUCAGACAAAUCACACACAGAUACAAAAUAACACGCCAUACUGAUUGCUAGAUGCAGAGAUGGCAGAGCAACAAAAAGUUCUGUCUGAGGAGGAAAAAAGGAUAGCUAUCAGGAUAUACAGAAUAAACAUUGGCCUGGCUUUCACUCCCUGGCGUGUCAGCGCUCAGACGAGUUUGGGUGUUCCGGUAUGUGGGUUAGCCACAUGGUUGCUAACCGUCAUAUGCUAUUGUUUAGCCACAACUGGAUUCAUUACCAUCUUAAUUAUCGUUCACACAGCCCCUGGAAACAGAAAUGUUGUUUAAUCCAUCUGCAGGCGACCAGCAUGAGUUUACGACACUAUGCGGGUGUACACUGGUCCUCAUGGGAAAUGCAGUCUUCCUUCAGGCAAGCUUUUGUUCACCGGCAUCGCUAAAAUCGACCAAAACUGAAAAGUUACCAAGUGUCGUUUUAACUCACAAAAAGAAUGUUAAUGGUGAAUGAGUUAACUCAAAGUUGGAGAAUAAGUGAACUUACAGUGGUAUGAAAACGUAUCUGAACCUUUUGGAAUUUCUGACAUUUCUGCAUAAAAUCGAUUUGAUUUGAUCUUUGUCAAAAUCACACAGAUGAAAAAACUGUCUGCUUUAACUAAAACCACCCAAACAUUUAUAGGUUUUCAUAUUUUAAUUAGAACAGUAUGCAAACAAUGACAAAAGUGGGAAAAAUAGUAAAUAAACCAUUACAUUUAAUAUUUUGUGGCCCCCCCCCCUUUUGGCAGGAAUAACUUCGAAUAACCAGACGCUUCGUGUAGCUUCAGAUCAGUCUGGCACAUCAACCAGGACUAAUCUUGGCCCAUUUUUCUCUACCAAACUGCUGUAGUUCAGUCAGAUUCCUGGGAUGUCUGACAUGAAUCACUGUCUUUAAGUCAUGCCACAGCAUCUCAAUGGGGUUCAAGUCUGGACUUUGACUUGGCCACUCCAGAACCUACAUUUUGUUCUUCUUGAAACUAUUCAGAAGUUUGUAUUGUUGCAGCAUCCAUCCUCUUUUCAGCUUCAACUGUCUGACAGACGGCCUCAGACUUUCCUGCAAAACAUCCUGGUAAAGUUUUGAAUUCAUUUUUCCAUUAAUGAUUGCAAGUUGUCCAGGCCCCGAGGAAGCAAAACAGCCCCAAAUCAUGACGCUACAGGGAUGAGGUGAGCUAUUCCAUUUUUCCUGCACACAUAACAUUGUGUGUUACUCCCAAACAAUUCAACUUUGGUUUCAUCAGUCCACAAAAUAUUUUGCCAAAACUUCUGUGGAGUGUCCAAGUGCCUUUUUGCAAACAUUAAACAAGCAACAAUGUUUUUUUUUGUUUUUUUUUAAGACAGCAGCUGCUUCCUUGGUGGAGUCCUACCAUGAACCCCAUUCUUGGGCGUAGUUUUGCAAUUAGUUGAUGUGUGCACAUAGAUAUUGGACUGUGCCAGUGAUUUCUGUAAGUCUUUAGCAGACAUUCUAGGGUUCCUUUUUACCUCUCUGAGUAUUCUGCGCUGAACUUGAUGAACAUCCAGACUUUUAGAGAUGGGUUUUGUAUCCUUUCCCAGCUUUAUACAAAUCAACAAUCCUUGAUCGCAGGUCUUUAGACAGCUCUUUUGAACGCGUUAUGAUGCACAUCAGACAAUGCUUCUCAUCAAUUCCUACCAGGUGUGUGUUUUAUAGUGGGCAGGGCAGCUUUAAACCUAGUGGCGCUUCCAGAAAUUGUUCAUAGGGGUGGCCAGACAGGGCCACUUAAAAUCUUGGGGUGGCACACCAAAACUAAAAGUCAUAAUUUCAGGUUUUUAUUAUGUUGUUGCAGUAAAAGGCCAGUAGAAAACUAUCAGAAAGACUUAAGGACAAGCCUACUUAUAUACUUUGGUGUAUUGUGCUAUAUUUAUUUAAUGUGCAUAGUCCAUAACAAUACAUAACAUUUUAAAAUCCACAGCUACUACAAUCUGACAUUAUACUGCAGCGGCGCUGGAAGUCACUCACAGCUUUUUGAGUUUUUCCCAUUCAAGAAGAGCCGUUUUGGUCCAAAUUUGUCAUGAUUGCGCAUUUUCUUCAUACAUGCUGGAUAGUUUACGUACUACUACUGGCUACUACAAACACAGCGUUCUAUUACAGUGUGUGUUGGAGUUUUUGUAUUGGAAAAAGUAAUGCAAUUCCCUGCAGCUAGACGGCAAUGACACAUGAACACAUUUGAAAAUUAAAAGGUCCAAUAAGCCUCGGUUUAACACCAGGGGGUGCUGCAGCACUAGGGUGGCCAAAAAAAUCUAUAGGGGGUCUGUGGCCACCCCCUGGUGGUGCCAUUGAUUUCUGCAGAUAUUAUCCAUCGCAUACUUCAAUCUCAGCCCAGUCACCAGACAUGAACAUCAUUGGGUAUGUCUGGGUUAGGAUGAAAGAGGAAACAUGUAUUAGGCGUGUGCCCAGUCACUGAUGAGUGGUUGAUUAAACCACUCAUGAGUGGUUGAUUAAACCACUCAUCAGAGACUGGACAACACCGAACUUAAAAUGUUUGGUAAAAAUUGGUUUCAAUUGCUCUUUAAGUCUCCUUAGGCAGAGGGUUAACUUACUUAUUUUUCCCCCUUCUGUCAUUGUUUGCAUGCUAUCCUCAAAAUGACCAUAUAUGACCAGGCUACGCCCCCUAAAUGUUCCCAAAUGAGCUGAUAUGACUAGGCCACGCCCACCAAAAGUUCCCAAAUGACCUGAUAUGACUAGGCCACGCCCCCAAAUGUCCCCAAACGACCUGAUAUGACUAGGUCACACCCCAAAUGUCCACAAGUGACCAUAUAUGAGUAGGCCACGCCCCCCAAAUGUCCCCAAACGUCCUGAUAUGACUAGGCCGCGCCCCCAAAUGUCCCUAAAUGACCUCAUAUGACUAGGCCACGCCUCCCAAAUGUCCCCAAACGGCCUGAUAUGACUAGGCCAUGCCCCCCAAAGGUCCCCAAACGACCUGCUAUGACUAGGCCACGCCCCCUAAAUGUCCACAAGUGACCAUAUAUGACUGGGCCACGCCCCCCAAAUGUCCCCAAACGACCUGGUGUGGCCAGGCCGCGCCCCCAAACGUUCCCAAAUGACCUGAUGACUAGACCACGCCCCCAAAUGACCUGCUAUGACCAGACCACGCCCCCCAAACAGCCUGAUAUGACUAGGCCAUGCCCCCCAAAGGUCCCCAAACGACCUGCUAUGACUAGGCCACGCCCCCUAAAUGUCCACAAGUGACCAUAUAUGACUAGGCCACGCCCCAAACGUCCUGAUAUGACUAAGCCACGCCUCCCAAACGUUCCCAAAUGACCUGAUGACUAAGCCACGCCCCUAAAUGUUCCCAAAUGACCUGAUAUGACUAAGCCACACCCCCCAAAUGUUCCCAAAUGACCUGAUAUGAAUAGGCCAUUCCCCCCAAACGUCCCCAAAUCAACAGGAAGUCAGCUGAUCAAAUCUGUAUCUCCACACAGGAAAGACCCAGGGAAAUUUCUCCAGAAAUUGCAGUUUCUAGUUAAAAUAUGAAAACCUUUAAAUGUUUGGGUGGUUUUAGUUAAAGCAGUCACUGUUUUUUCAUCUGUGUGAUCUUGACAAAAAUUAGAUCACAUUUGAUGGUGAUUUUAUGCAGAAAUGUGAGAAAUUCCAAAUCGUUCAGAUACUUUUUGAUACCACUGUAUUUGCCACAAGUUAGUUAACUCAAACACAUGGAAUGUGUGAACGCACUCGUGGUUGGCAAAUUAGUUAUGCAUUUUAGGUUCAUCCAAAAAUAUCACCCCAAAGGCCAAUUUUUCGUCAGUGGUGUAUACAAGUAUACAGUAUAUAUAUUUAUAUACACUUUUUACAUAGCAUUUGCCAACGAAUUGGUGGCUAUAGUCAAGCGCUCCUCACCUAAAAAUAGUUUGGCCAUUAAUUGCCAAAUUCUGCGUUGAAGGGGUUUGCUUCUGUAAAAAUCCCACACGUUUAUGAAAUGCGCGAGUCCCACACGCCGCUCUUUUUGUUUUGGAAAAGAGCUUGGCAGUCAAAAACCUGGAGGAGAAAGACAAAGAGCAAAGAAAAAGACGGGAAGCAAAAUGACUGAAGAUGCUGUGAACUGUUAUGUCAUGGUGUGCUGUGGUCAUAUGUAAAAAAAAAAAUUAUAUAUAUAUACAUACACAAAAAAAACAAUCUUGUCAUAUUUGGGGUUAGGGUGAAUGAGUGAAGUCAUUUGUCAUUCCAAAGUGUAAAUCAUUUUCCUUUUGUCUUUGGGAGACCAGUUGGAAGCAACUUGUCACACUGUGCCCUCAAUAAAAACAACUGUUUCUAUACAUCUACGUGAUAUACUUCAAUCAAAGCCACAAAUGCGCUUUCAUUUUACAAGGAAAAUAUUGAAUCGAAAGUAGGCGUGUGACAAAACAUCGAAAUGGUGAUAUAUCGUGAUACUUUGUAUCCCAAAAGGUUCUCGAUAUGCUCCUGCCAAGAAUCGAAAUACUGUUUUAAUAAGGUGUCACUGUU